AUGUCAACACCAGUAAAUUUUAUUCCAACAAAUCUUCGUUUAUUAUUAAAAUUAACAAAUUUAACAUCAUUAAAUUUAAGUUCAACAGAUAUUAAAAAUCCAUGUAUUGAUAUAAUAAUUGAUUCAUUACAAAAUUUAGAUACAUUUGAUUUAUCAUCAUGUCGUUCAAUAAAAUUAUUUAAUUCAUUAUUAAAAUUAUCAUCAAAAUUAAAAUGGCUUAAUUUAUAUAAUUGUUGUUUUCAUAUGCAACAAAAUCCUACUAUAUAUCAUAUAUUAUAUCAAUUAAAAUAUCUUGAAUAUUUAGAUAUAAGUAAUGAUAAUAUAUUUAAUGAUAAUAAUAAUAAUAAUAAUAAUACGAAUUCAAUAAUUGAUAAUGAUAAUGAUUUAAAUAAAUUUUUACGUCAAGAUAAUUGUUUACCACGUUUAAAACAUUUUGAUAUAAGUGGACAAAAAACAAUAUCAUCAAUAUCAUUAUAUCAUUUUUUAUUAAAUCAUAAAAAUUUACAAUUUCUUGGUUUAUUUUUAACUAAUGAAAAAUAUUCUCCUUGUGUAUUUGAUAAAAAUGAUUUAUGUUAUUCAAAAUAUCGUCAUUAUACAUAUGAUUUACAACAUAUACAAACAAUAACAUUAACUGAAAAUGAUUUAAUAUUAUAUGAACCAUAUCUUAUUGAAUCAUUAAAACGUUAUCGUGAUCGAUCUGGUUUUGUACAAAAAAUACUUUAUUAUAUUUUUUUUCUAACACGUUCAUUUCGUUCAAAACAACCAAAUCUUCUUAUUGAACUUAUACUUCAUGUUAUAUCAAUACAUUCAAAUUUACAAACUGUACAAAUGGCAUCAACAGCAUGUAUUUAUAAUUUAACACGUACACCAAUGACCGAACGAAUACAUGUUAAAUAUUUAGCACAAAUUGUACAAGCAACAAUGAAUGUCAUGGCAACAUUUCCAAAUCAACAACAAUUACAAAAAAAUUGCUUAUUGACAUUAUGUAGUGAUCGAAUUUUACAUGAACCACAUUUUAAUUUUUAUUUAUUAGCUACAUUAGUUAUGCAUAAUUUACUGCAUUAUACUGAUUUAGCUAUUAUACAACCGGGAGUGGCUAUUCUAUCUUUAUUAACAACUAGAUUAACAAUUGAUGAAUGUACACAAUUAGGUUCAGUAAUAAAUUUAAAACGUUUACUUCAAUUAAUUGAACAACAAAUCGAUCGUUUACAAACAAUGCAAAUAAAUCAAAAUCAACAAGCACACAAUGUUCAAACUCAACAAACAUUAAGUGAUAUUGAUUUAACAUUAAAUCAUAAUCAACAAUUAACUAGUGAUGAUACAUUACGUUUUUGUUUAAGUUUAUUAUGGAAUUUAACUGAUGAAAAUGCAAUUGUUUGUGAAAAUUUUAUUCAAUCAAUGGGUUUACAAUUAUUUCAACGUCUUCUUAAUUUAUUUUCAACAGAUACAAUUGUAUUAACAAAAAUUGUUGGUCUAUUAAGUAACAUAGCUGAAGUAUCACAUUUAAAAAUUUAUCUUUAUUCAAUUGAUAUUAUUCCAUUAAUGCAAAAAUAUAUAACUGAAGCUAUACUUGAUGUUGCUUUUUCAGCUGUUGGAAUUCUUGCACAUUUACUUUAUGAACAAACAGAUGAUGAAAUUAAUUUAGAAUUAUGUCGACAAAUGAGAAAAACAAUUGUAUCAUGGCAAAAUCCACAUACAAAUAUGGUUACAUAUAGGUAA
Messenger RNA from Rotaria sp. Silwood2, 1719 nucleotides. The record is from the annotation of a GenBank genome assembly. Lineage: Eukaryota; Metazoa; Rotifera; Eurotatoria; Philodinida; Philodinidae.